ACAUACAAAAUGAACUACUAUAUAUUUGUUUUAAUACUGUAUUUUCGAUGUGAUAGUGUUAAGAGUCAGAUUCCACCAAUUUUUGGAUCACAAAAUCCUAAUUCUCAAGGACCACCAGUGUUUGGAUCUCAAAAUAUAAACGAUUUAACAAACGUAAUUGGCAAUGAUGGUAGACAACUCGUCAAUCCUAGUGAUCAAUGUUAUUGUGCACUGAUUGCUUCUUGCACAGGAAUACCAUUAAUACCAGGGAGGGACAACUUUAAUAAUCGUAUUUUAAAUAUUGGUCCAAUAAAUCCUGAUUCAUGUCCAACUAAUUACGUACUUUGUUGUUCGGGAAUUCCACAACCUACUAAUCCAGUAUGCGGAAGAAGAAAAGUAGCUUUAACAAGUACAGUUGGGGAUGUAGCUCCAUAUGGAGCUUAUCCAUGGCAUGCAGCAUUAUUUCAUCGACUAAGUGACCAGUACAUUGGCGCAGCAGUUGUUCUUACUUCAACAUACCUAAUAACUGUAGCACAUAGGGUAGUUGGCCUAAACAAUAACUUUCGAAUUAGACUUGGACUUUGGUCAUUAUCAGCAAACUCUUAUCCGUACUUUGAAGCAAAUCCAAUUUUCUAUCAAUUGCAUGGGAACUUUAAUAGAAAUACACUUCAAAAUGAUAUUGCUGUUAUUCAAAUUGAUAGGGCCAUACCAUUUGCAAAUUAUGUCAGCAUUAAUAGUGCAUGCCUUCCAACAUCUGUUCCUGCUGCUGGUACAAGAUGUUGGACUUCCGGCUGGGGAGUAACUGCUUUUAAUAGUGGUCAAUAUCAAAAUUUACUAAGACAUGUUGAAGUCCCAAUUGUGUCACAAGCAGCUUGUGAGGCUAGUUUGCGAAAUACAAGACUUGGAUUUUAUUUCAACUUAGAUAGAACUAGCUUCUUGUGUGCUGGAGGUGAAUCUGGUAGAGACUCUUGCACUGGAGAUGGUGGAGGUGCCCUUGUCUGUGAAGUAGCUACAAAUCAGUUUCAAGUUGUGGGUUUAACAUCUUGGGGAGUUGGUUGCGGACAGAUAUUUGUUCCAGGAAUAUAUCUUAAUGUAUACAAUUAUCUAUCUGUUCUUAGAAACUUUGUUUCCGUUACAGCAAAUUCUGGAUGAAUGCUGUAUAUCUAAGUAUAAUAUGUUAUCUUAGAUCUUUGUAAAAAAUGUUCUGUCGUCAAAAGAACUAAAUUUAUAAGUUCGCUUUGUGAUCAAUAAAUAAUAAAUUGUAACAAACAAUAACUGUAAAAUAU
This is a messenger RNA of Leptopilina heterotoma, 1265 nucleotides long. Its product is annotated as phenoloxidase-activating factor 2-like. The record is from RefSeq and is a predicted model, not a curated record. The transcript is spliced from 6 exons. Gene Ontology annotation, biological process: proteolysis. Gene Ontology annotation, molecular function: serine-type endopeptidase activity. Bases 10 to 1131 code for a protein of 373 amino acids. NCBI's taxonomy places the organism in Eukaryota, Metazoa, Arthropoda, Insecta, Hymenoptera, Figitidae.